Helianthus annuus (common sunflower) is the source of this 3133-nucleotide messenger RNA. Its product is annotated as beta-galactosidase. Gene Ontology annotation, biological process: carbohydrate metabolic process. Gene Ontology annotation, molecular function: beta-galactosidase activity; carbohydrate binding. The coding region runs from base 207 to 2747 and encodes 846 amino acids. The transcript is spliced from 18 exons. The record is from RefSeq and is a predicted model, not a curated record. Lineage: Eukaryota; Viridiplantae; Streptophyta; Magnoliopsida; Asterales; Asteraceae. Gene Ontology annotation, cellular component: vacuole; cell wall.
ACCCCCUCCUCCAAUCCCCUUCUUUCAUCUUCAUUUUUUUCCUCAUACAAAACCCAAAAGUUCACAAGAACUCCUUUUGAGUAUUUUUUGGGGUCUUUCUUGAAAUUAAAAAAAAAAAAAAACAAGAAAGAUCAAAGAACAGAGUGAACUUUGGUUAACUAUUAGAGAAAAAAGAGAGGAUUUUGCUUUGAAUAGAAGUGUUUCUGAUGAAAUUUCUGUUAAAGAAACAGGAGUUUUUAAAAAUGCAGAAGUUUAAUUUAAUGUUGGUGGUUUUAUUGUGUUGUUUGGUUUCUUUAUGUUCUGGUUCUGUUUCAUAUGACCAUAAGGCUAUCGCCAUUAAUGGUCAAAGAAAAAUUCUUAUUUCUGGAUCCAUUCAUUACCCAAGAAGCACCCCUGAGAUGUGGCCAGAUCUUAUUCAGAAGGCCAAAGAAGGAGGGUUGGAUGUCAUUCAGACUUAUGUUUUCUGGAAUGGUCAUGAACCCCAACCUGGUCAAUAUUAUUUUGAAGAUAGGUAUGAUUUGGUAAAGUUCAUAAAGCUAAUCAAGCAAGCUGGACUCUAUGCUCAUCUCAGAAUUGGUCCUUAUGCUUGUGCUGAAUGGAACUUUGGGGGAUUUCCUGUUUGGUUGAAAUAUGUUCCAGGAAUUAGUUUCAGAACAGAUAAUGGCCCUUUCAAGGCUGCUAUGGAAAAAUUCACAAGGCACAUAGUGAAUAUGAUGAAAGCGAAUGGCUUAUAUGAGACACAAGGUGGUCCAAUUAUUCUAUCUCAGAUUGAAAAUGAAUACGGGCCGUUGGAGUACGAACUCGGAGCACCGGCUCGAGCGUAUACAAAAUGGGCUGCACAAAUGGCUGUGGGUCUAGGAACCGGUGUACCGUGGGUCAUGUGUAAGCAAGAUGAUGCCCCUGACCCAGUUAUUAACACUUGCAAUGGUUUUUACUGUGACUAUUUCACUCCCAACAAAAACUUUAAACCGAAGAUGUGGACCGAAGCAUGGACAGGAUGGUUCACCGAGUUUGGAGGGGCGGUUCCUUAUAGACCAGCUGAAGACUUGGCGUAUUCGGUUGCUAAAUUUAUUCAGAGUGGUGGAUCUUUCAUCAAUUAUUAUAUGUAUCAUGGAGGAACCAACUUUGGGCGGACUGCGGGUGGCCCGUUUAUUGCUACAAGCUAUGACUAUGAUGCUCCUCUUGAUGAAUAUGGACUAAAACGGGAAGCUAAAUGGGGACAUUUGAAAGAUUUGCAUAGAGCCAUUAAACUAUGUGAGCCCGCUUUAGUAAACGGCGAUCCCUCUGUUGUCACCCUCGGAAACUAUCAAACGGCAUAUGUUUACAAAUAUAAGGCUGGAGGCUGUGCUGCUUUCCUUUCGAAUAACAACCGAGCUGCUUAUGCAACUGUGAACUUUAGAGGCCAGCGUUAUAAUAUUCCGCCUUGGUCUAUAAGCAUUCUUCCCGACUGCAAGAACACCGUUUAUAAUACCGCAAGGGUAGGUGCGCAAACGUCAUUGAUGAAGAUGACUUCAGAGGGCGGAGGAUUUUCUUGGCAGUCGUAUAAUGAUCAAACUGAAUCAUAUGAUGACAAUUCAUAUACGACCGUCGGAUUAUUAGAGCAACUUAAUGUCACUAGAGAUUCUUCCGAUUAUUUGUGGUACAUGACAGAUGUCAAGGUUGGCUCCAAUGAAGGGUUCUUGAAAAGUGGGAAGUGGCCUACACUUACAGUCAUGUCUGCGGGUCAUGCUUUGCAUGUUUUCAUCAAUGGUCAGUUAUCAGGAACUGUCUACGGAAGUCAAGCAAAUCCGAAAAUAACUUUUAAUAAACCGGUAAAUCUAAGACCUGGUGUGAACAAGAUUUCUCUACUAAGCAUUGCUGUUGGUCUUCCGAACAUCGGUCCACAUUUUGAGACUUGGAACGCGGGUGUUCUUGGUCCGGUCACGCUCUAUGGUCUCAACGAAGGAAAACGAGACUUGACUUGGCAAAAAUGGUCUUAUAAGGUUGGCCUUAAAGGUGAAAUUCUAAGUCUUCACUCACUCAUGGGAAGUUCAUCUGUUGAGUGGAUUCAAGGUUCUUAUGUGGCUCAGAAACAACCGUUAACGUGGUACAAGACUAUUUUCAAUGCUCCGGGUGGGAAUGAACCUUUGGCUUUAGACAUGAGCAGUAUGGGAAAAGGUCAAAUAUGGAUAAACGGACAAAGCAUUGGACGUUAUUGGCCUGCGUACAAGGCACGAGGAUCUUGUAGUACGUGUAGUUACGCUGGAUAUUUUGACGAGAAAAAAUGUUUAAGUAAAUGCGGCGAAUCUUCCCAAAAAUGGUACCACGUACCGCGGUCAUGGUUAAAACCGAGAGGAAACUUAUUGGUUGUGUUUGAAGAAUUAGGAGGAAUCCCGUAUGGAAUAUCGAUGGUGAAAAGAUCCGUUUACAGUGUGUGUGCUGAUAUAUACGAGUGGCAGCCUUCACUAAUGAAUUAUGAAAUGCAAGCUUCUGGUAAAGCGGCUAAACCGUUGAGGCCCAAAGCACACCUUUCGUGCAGCGCGGGUCAGAAAAUAACUUCGAUAAAAUUUGCUAGUUUCGGCACCCCGUUGGGCGGUUGUGGUAGUUAUAGUGAGGGUAGCUGCCAUGCUCAUCAUUCUUAUGAUGCAUUCAACAAGUACUGCAUUGGACAACAAUCAUGCACGGUACCUGUAACACCCGAGGCAUUUGGAGGUGAUCCUUGCCCGAAAGUAAUGAAGAAACUUUCGGUUGAAGCAAUUUGCAGCUGAUGAUGAUGAUGAUUAAAAACAAGAGAGAAAAAGGGAAAAGUUUCAACUUCAAGGACAGCAAUUUGGUUUGAAUUUAUUUAAGAUUUAAAAUUUUAUAGUUUAUUUAAAAUAUAAUAUGAUGGAGUUUUGCCAAAGGUGAAGAAGUUGUACAGAUAUGCAACACACCAUUGUGGUUCAAAAGCAUCUGUCAUAUAUAUAUAGGCUUUGAAGAUUGUUGUAAAUAAAGUUGGCUCGCAUGCGAAUGUGAUGUUUGUAGGAAAGCACUUUGAGACUCUGACUCGAGUCCAUCGGCUUUAUUUGAAGUCAAAUGUAAAAGCUUCUGGCUUUCUUUCUAUCUCUGUAAAAACAUUUGAAGAUUGUUAUAUUUCAUCAAGUUUCUGUUACAA